CUAAGAAAAAAUAAAAACAACCAAUGUGAGAAGAGGUAAUUACAAAAACAAUCAGGAUUUUAAGUUACUGAACACUGACGUCCAAACUACUAAGUUUCAGUUUUUGGCGUACGCUCCUGCUACCUUAACGUGAUAAUUAACCAUGUAUAUUAAGAUAACCCAGCGAAAUUUGGUGGUGGUGACAUUCGCUUCAUACUGAAAAUGUUCCCUGAAUAAUGAUAAUAAAAAAAGCAGUUACUUCUAAAGUUUAAGUUCAUAAACUAUGACGGGAGUUCGAGAGCAAAGUCGCACAAAUGGUUGGAAAAAACGUGACAGCAAUAAGGCGUUUCCCGUGGACGACUAGUAAUAGCAUGCUACUGCUAUCUUUCCCAUUUGAAGGUCGGUCAGAAAAGAACGGCCAAAGAAAGAAGACUCUGCCUUAUGAAACGGUAUUCCGUGCCCGUAAUAUUGAUUUUCUAGCUGAAUUGAGGUCGACUGAAGCUAAACCUCAAAAUUCCAAAAAGGCCCUAUAUAACCGGCAUCAAGUAGAAGUCCAACAGACUCUAUCGUCACGUGGCACAAUUAUUAAUGCAACUUCUCUCUCAGGUACAUCAAGAAAAAACAAUUUCCCAUACUGUGGAUAACCUGG
Molecule: messenger RNA, 628 nt
Organism: Heterobilharzia americana
Lineage: Eukaryota; Metazoa; Platyhelminthes; Trematoda; Strigeidida; Schistosomatidae
Source: the annotation of a GenBank genome assembly